CUGGGCUCCAGUCUGAAGACACACAGGCAGGCAGGCACAGCGCGGACGGACUACAGUGGAUCCGAGAUGCGGAGAGCUGGACGAUGAGAGAAAGUGGAGUCAGACGCACUGAGCUGCAGCGAUAAGACCGCGCGCCGCAAAAUGAAGACACCUAUGCGCCAUGGGAUAGCCGUGCUCCUCGUGCUCCUCCUGUGCGCCAGCUUGUUCCUCGUGUACAACGGCAGCUUCAACGGUGCUUCCAGGGACGCGAACGAGACUCACACCCGACCGCAUGAGCAGCUGCCCACUGAAAACACCGUCAGGGUGGCCAAGCCUCAUCCCCCGGUCCUCCAGGGAUACAGCGGCAUCAUCGACCAUAAGCCUCCCAGGAUGCACUGUCAAACCUGCGCCCUGGUGACGAGCUCGGGUCACCUCAUCGGAGGCGGUCGGGGGGAAGAGAUCGACCGAGCCGAGUGCGUCAUCCGCAUGAACGACGCACCCACGGCCCGGGGUUACGCCCGAGACGUCGGCCGCCGCACCUCCCUGCGCGUCAUCGCUCACUCCAGCAUGCAGAGGGUCCUGCGGAGUCGCCACGAGCUGCUCAACGCCAGCCAGGACACGGUGUUCAUCUUCUGGGGCCCCAGCAGCUACAUGAGGCGUGACGGGAAGGGCCUGGUGUACAACAACCUGAGGCUGAUGAACCAGGUGCUGCCCAAACUCAAAGUCUACAUCAUCUCCUGGCAGAAGAUGCUGCAGUUUGACGAGCUCUUCAAGAAGGAGACCGGCAAGGACAGAAGGAUAUCGAACUCCUGGCUGAGCACCGGCUGGUUCACUAUGACCAUCGCCCUGGAGCUGUGCGAUAGGAUCAAUGUCUACGGCAUGGUUGCCCCUGACUUCUGCAGGGAGCCUCAGCACCACUCCGUCCCUUACCACUACUACGAGCCACGUGGUCCAGAUGAGUGCGCCAUGUACAUUUCUCAUGAGCGCGGCCGGCGGGGCAGCCACCACCGCUUCAUCACAGAGAAGCGGGUCUUCGCUAACUGGGCUCGGACUUUUGACAUCCACUUCUACCAGCCGGACUGGAGCCCCCCGCCUCUCCCAACCAACUGUACGCUGGAGGGGACGGUCACAGCGGCGGCCCUUGUCCUCCAGAAGACGUGACCUGUAACUGUGGUGAAAAACAUGCCCACAGAGAUUCAUCUAAGAAAGACUACAGAUGGGGAAUGUUUGCAUUGAGCUGGACCUUUAACAACCUUGUAAAGUGAGUUUAUACAAGGAGGCAACAUCAUCAACAACUCUCAAUGCAUGCAUGCAGUGUCUUACUGCGGAUCCUGGUCGUCUCUGUAAGUGUGUGUGGGAGUGUGUAUGCGCUGUAUGUUUACCUAAGGGCUCUCCACAAAGCCUCUGCUGGAUGGAGGAUAUUUGCAGGACUCACUGCGAGAGAAAAAUACCAUCACAAUGUCCGUAAUUGAACAAUGUAGUGCCGGAGUGUAAGGUGAAUACUUUAGUGUAGUUAGUGUGAAAACAUCACUGUUACGAUUCAUAUUCUUCUGCUGUGUUCAAAGAUUGAAGAAGGAGAUUCUUUCGACCCCUGCGUCGUGCAACAAAAGCUUUCAGACGUGUGCAUUGUAAGCUCACAAGUGUCACCCAAGUCAAACUUUGCAAUGCAGCACUUCUUGGCUGAGUGACAAGUGUGUACUAUUAAAUGGGAAGUUUUGUGUGUGUGUGUGUGCCUCCCCGGCCUUGUACGUAUGUAUCAUAAGGCUGUGUCAGCUUCUGUCACCACUUAAUAGCGCAAUUUAUACAGCUACACGCCGGAUCUCCAUGUAAAUGCACGGCCGUGUCACACAAGACAAGUGGGAGAUUAAAACGAGAGCAGGGAUGCAGCGGCGCCAUCCAUCCUACUCUACAGUCUUCAUCGGCUGCCGGAAUCGCCUCGCAGGAGAAUUAAGGUUUUUUUUUGUUAAACUGAUGAGUAUGUGAUGUGUCGGACUUCUCCUCUUCUCCGUUGUGUUUUAUGUGCACUCUCCUCUCAUUUGAUGGAGUACAUGCUGCCUGUAGAGUAGACCAUCCUCUAUCCUACACUUUCUCCUCCAUGAAUAAGAAUCGGGCGUCUGGAGAAAGUGAUGAGACGUGUGGUUAUCUUAAUGGUACAUCCCGGUGCUAAGCCCUUAUUGAUUUUGCCCUCAUCUCUGUAAUGUAAGUAAUGAGAGGAGGAAUGCUGCGGGUCAGAUACAUACCGUAGGUGCUUGACGUGAUUACAGGAGCGGUGCUACUGCAGCUGUAGUCCUGCUGCUGAAGCAAACGCCAAGAUGUGCGUUUGUUUUCCACACACUCGGCUGUGCACAACGUUCUGCAUUAGCAGAGUGAUAAGCACAGUCACAGUGCGUCUUUUGAGGCUGUAACUACCGGCUAUUUUCAUUUUAGAUUAAUUGUUUGGUCUAUAAAAUGUCAAAGAAUAGUCACAAGUUCCCGAAGCCUGAAGGUACUGGCAGUGAUCUAAAACAGGGAAACGCAGCAAAUCCUCACAUUUGACAAGGUGACACCGGAGGAAUAUUUGCUUCAUGAAUAACUUGAAGUAACAUGAUUACUCCCACAUGCAGAGAUUUAGGGGAAAAGUUUGAUGCAUCUCUGAAGCCAGCAGCUGGUUAGCGUAGCCUAGCAUAAAGUGGAAAUUUAAAUGCAAAAAUGGACAAUUUACUGUUUUACUGCCUAACAGUUUCACAACUCCAGGAGGUUUCUGGCACUUACGAAGAAAUACAACAUAAUGAUGAUCAAAUUGUCGUUUUUACACAGACACUAGUUUCCGUGAGGAUAAAACAAACUAAUUAAAGCUUUAAAAAGGUGCUGGUAGGUGGAUUUUGCUGGUACAAUUUUGACAGACUUGUACUUUACUUGAGUAUUUCCAUGUUCUGAUUCUAUUGUAGUUAAUACUCCACUUAUUCUAUUUGACACUUCGGCUCCACAUUGACGAACUAGAACCUUAUAAAGCUGUUACAUGAAGUUGGUAGUGAUAAAAAUGUAAUGUAUUAUCCUAACGUCUUGAAGGGAGCCUCUGCAGAAUGAGAACGUUUACUUUUGAUACUUUAAGUACAUUUAGCUUUUAAUACUUGUAUAAUUGUACUUAAGCAACAUCUGGAAUUUAGGAUUUUAACUUGUAAUGGAGUAUUUUUAGUUGGUAAUUAGACUUUUACUUAAAGGAUGUGAGUUAUGCUAAGCUAAGCUAACCAGCUGCUGACUCCAGCCACAUAUUUCCUGUACACACAUGACAGUGGUAUCAAUGUGAACAUGCAACUCACAGCAAGAAAGUGCGUUUCUCACAAUGUCAAAUGUUCUUUUUAAACUUAAUUGUUUCCAAUUAAUUUCUGUUUGACUAAUUUCAGCUUUGAUGUUAAUCGGUUUUUAUUUUUGCACAUGUUGGACAUGAAUCAUUCCACUUAAUAAAAUACUUUUUAUCAACGUUA
Molecule: messenger RNA, 3443 nt
Organism: Cottoperca gobio
Lineage: Eukaryota; Metazoa; Chordata; Actinopteri; Perciformes; Bovichtidae
Gene: st6galnac5a
Product: ST6 (alpha-N-acetyl-neuraminyl-2,3-beta-galactosyl-1,3)-N-acetylgalactosaminide alpha-2,6-sialyltransferase 5a
Exons: 5
Coding region: 142-1140 (332 amino acids)
Biological process (GO): ganglioside biosynthetic process; oligosaccharide metabolic process
Molecular function (GO): alpha-N-acetylgalactosaminide alpha-2,6-sialyltransferase activity
Source: RefSeq, a predicted model, not a curated record